Molecule: messenger RNA, 1257 nt
Organism: Aureobasidium melanogenum CBS 110374
Lineage: Eukaryota; Fungi; Ascomycota; Dothideomycetes; Dothideales; Saccotheciaceae
Product: glycoside hydrolase
Exons: 7
Coding region: 1-1257 (418 amino acids)
Biological process (GO): glucan catabolic process
Cellular component (GO): extracellular region; cell surface
Molecular function (GO): glucan exo-1,3-beta-glucosidase activity
Source: RefSeq, a predicted model, not a curated record
AUGUUGUCUAAGACAUUGCUAUCCUUAGCCCUUGCGGCACUCUCUCUGUUGCCAUCUACCAGUGUAGCAGCACCUCUAGAGCAAUUUAACAAGCGCGACCUCAAAUUCAACUAUGGCGGCGAGAAAGUCCGAGGUGUCAACCUUGGUGGCUGGUUCGUGCUAGAACCUUGGAUCACACCCAGCAUCUUUGAAGCAACACCCGACAAUGUCGUGGAUGAAUACACCUACUGUCAGACUCUUGGCUCCAGCGAAGCCUACUCAAGACUCUCCAAGCAUUGGGACACCUGGAUCACCGAGGACGACUUGCAUCAAAUCGCCGCUGCAGGCAUGAACCAUGUUCGUAUUCCUAUUGGAUACUGGUCAGUCAUCAAGGAUGACAACGCACCAUACGUUCAAGGCGCAUAUCAGUUCCUCGGCCGAGCAUUAGAUUGGGCCGAGGGCGCAGGCCUCAAGGUCAUGAUUGACCUCCACGGAGCUCCCUACUCGCAAAACGGUUUCGACAACUCCGGUCGAAGAGGCGGAAUUGGCUGGGGUCAAGGCGACUCAGUCACCCGGACUAAGGACGCACUUAACAAGAUCCGCGAUGAUAUGGGUAACCACCCCGCCGUUUCGACCAUUGAGCUCUUGAACGAGCCUAUGGGCUCCGCCAUUGGCAUGGACACGGUCCGUCAGUUCUACAUGGAUGGGUGGGGUAACCUUAGAAACACCAACCUGGUUAUGACUUUCCAUGAUGCCUUUGCUGGUGUCAAUUCUUGGAACGACUGGGGUAGUGGCAUGUGGAACUUGAUGCUUGAUACCCACCACUACGAGGUCUUUGACAGUGGUGUCCUGAAAGACGACAUCGGUUCACACGUCUCAACUGCAUGCGCAUUCGGAGCCUCCAUGGCAACGAACAACAAAUGGACGAUCAGCGGCGAAUGGACAGGAGCGCUCACAGACUGUACGAAGUGGCUCAACGGUAGAGGAGUCGGAGCAAGAUACGAUGGUACAUACAACUACAACGGCCAAUCCUCAUCCUACAUCGGAAGCUGCGACGGCAAAUACACUGGUACGGUCGCUGGUCUUGAUGCAACCUACAGAGACAACAUCGGCAAGUUUAUCGAAGCUCAGCUCGAUGGUUACGAGAAGGCUGCCGGUUGGAUUUUCUGGACAUGGAAGACUGAGUCAUCUCCCGAGUGGGACAUGCAGGAACUCCUGCAGAACGGAGUCUUCCCCAACCCGGUCACCAACCGAAACCACCCUGGCCAAUGCAACUAA